AUGAAAGAAGAUUUUGAUAUUUAUGGAGAUGUUACUAUUUUUGACACCACAUAUAGGACGAACAAAUAUAAUCUUAUUUGUGCGCCAAUUGUGGGUGUCAACAGUCAUUGGAAAAAUGUAAUGUUUGGUUGUGCUUUUAUUGCUGAUGAGAAAAUAGAAACAUUUGAGUGGGUAUUAUCUACUUUUAAGAAAUCAGUUGGUGGAAGUGAGCCAGCCUCAAUUUUUACCGACCAAGACUUGGCCAUGUCAGUUGCAAUUCAAAAGGUUUUCCCACACUCAAGACACAGACUUUGCAUAUGGCAUCUAAUUAAGAAUGCAGUGUCAAGAUUUGGAGCACUAAAAAGAGACACAACUUUUAAAGAUGCUUUUAAUAAGUGUCUAACAGGUUGUGUAACAGAAGAAGAGUUUGAGCAUUGUUGGACAAUCAUGAUAACUACUUACAAGCUAGAAAAUAAUAGAUGGUUCAAAAGAUUAUACAGCUUGAAAGAAAAAUGGUGCACUGCUCUCAGUAAAGACUUUUUUUCAGCAGGAAUACUCUCUUCUCAAAGAAGUGAAAGUGCAAAUAAUGUUGUAGGUUUCAAGGCAAACAAGAACACAAGCUUGACUGAUUUUUUCAAGAUAUUUAAACAAACAGUGACUAGGUGGAGGAACAAUGAAUUUGAUGCAGAUUUCAAAUGUUCCAAUUCUAAACCAACUUCAAAUUUACCGUUCUAUGGAAUGAUAAAGCAUGCAGCAGAGGUCUACACACAAACCAUAUUCAGAUAUUUUGAAACAGAAUUUGAAUUUUCAAUUGGAUGCGUAACAAAUCUUCAAUAUCAAACUCAAGGUUACUUCUUUUAUGAAGUGAAAUUAGAGAAUAAUGAAGCUUCAAAGCAAAAAGUUACAUUCAACAUGGCAGACAGCAGCAUAGCUUGUUCAUGCAAAAAUUUUGAAGAAGUUGGGUGGUUAUGCUAUCACUGUAUCCAGAUGUUACAACAGCAUUCAAUCACCAAAAUACCAGACAGAUAUAUCAUAAUGAGGUGGACAAAAUAUGCAAAGGCACAUGUAUGGAGAAGAAGGGAUGAAGAAUCAGCAAAUGAAAGAAUUCCCAUAAAAUACAUUCCAUGGAGACAAAUUAUGGUAAGAAAAGGCUACAAUCUGAUUUUGAAAUGCCAACAACACCUAGAGACCAAAAAUUUAAUAGAGUCAGAGUUUAAAAAACUUGAUAUACUAGCAGAUGAAAUAAGAAACGGAUUGGAAAAGGAAGAACAAGAUGCAGCAAGUCAAGAAGCAGAAUCAAUGCAGCAAAAAAACACUACUCCAACAACAGAAACAGAAGAACAAAUUCCUACUGUUAUGGAUCCAGAAAGAGAAAACACCAAGGGAAGAAGCAAGAGAAUAAAAGGACAUUUUGAGAAAGGAAAGCAAGGAAACAAGAAAAAAACAAAAGCAAUGACAGCAAAGGGAGAUACAAGAGAAUUUGGAACAAUCACUCCAAUACAAAAUCCAAAGUUAUUUUAA
Chenopodium quinoa (quinoa) is the source of this 1500-nucleotide messenger RNA. RefSeq names its product protein FAR1-RELATED SEQUENCE 5-like. Lineage: Eukaryota; Viridiplantae; Streptophyta; Magnoliopsida; Caryophyllales; Amaranthaceae. Gene Ontology annotation, biological process: regulation of DNA-templated transcription. The transcript has 3 exons. The coding region runs from base 1 to 1500 and encodes 499 amino acids. The record is from RefSeq and is a predicted model, not a curated record. Gene Ontology annotation, molecular function: zinc ion binding.